Lobosporangium transversale is the source of this 2354-nucleotide messenger RNA. RefSeq lists its product as hypothetical. Lineage: Eukaryota; Fungi; Mortierellomycota; Mortierellomycetes; Mortierellales; Mortierellaceae. The record is from RefSeq and is a predicted model, not a curated record. The coding region runs from base 164 to 2167 and encodes 667 amino acids. The transcript has 3 exons.
AAAAAAAAAAAAAACCAACAAAAAAGCGUUUGUGGGCUGCGAUCUUUGAGGACGAUAAAAGCGCAUUAUUCCCUUUAUCAACAACAUCUUUUUUCCCUCUAUACCCUCUCGAUUGUCGACCUAAAAGUUUUUAAUUUGCCGAUUUACUCAUUCAAUCAGCUGAAUGACAGUUUUUGAAAUACAGGUGGAUCCAGAACGGAAUGCUGUUAUUCGUCGUGCUUUAGCGAAGAGAAUUGUCCACCAACGUGAGUUGGAGGAAGAAGAAGCCUCGACAGAAGAAGAUGAAUCAUUCUUGAGCAACUCAAUUAUGAUAGCAAGGAAAGGAGAAGGAAAGCCCACGAAAAAGGAUCAACAACACCAACAUCAUCACCAUCAUCACCACUACCAUAUUCAACAUAAAGACCAUGAACACCAGCGUGCUACAUCUGCAGAAACUGGUAGUCCAGGACUAAUUGGAGGACGUAUGAAUGUUAAAGGUCGAUGGAAGAGCGAUUAUUUACAGGCUACAAGUUCAUCGCCUUCGGGCUCAUUCAUCAGUACUAUCUCCGAGAUCUUGCCCGAACUCUUGCCCGAAAUAUUACCGAACACAAUGCUGAAAAAUGGAGAUAAACAAAGGACAAGCAAGCUGUCUACAGAUAACACUCUAUCCGAUACGAUGACAAGCACCAGUCCAGGCACUGAUGCUGCAGACACAAGCCCACCAGAGGCUAUGUGUAUUGAUAAUGCGGAAGCAAAUACGUUGACAACCCUAAUAGAAACCACAUCAUUAUUAGAGGCCAAAGAUGAUGCCAUUUCUUGUUCUUCAGUCUUGCCAGCAAAUAAGGAUAGUAAAGAUAAUGAGCUGGACAGUGUAGAACAGGACAUUUUGUCAAAGCUCGAAGAUUUGAAGAAGGAAAAGAGUCGCCUAUUUUCGAUGUUUAGAAUCGCUUUGCAAAAAAAGGACGAUAAGAACUUAGGACUAUCAUCACCUCCGAUAUCUUUAGCUCCACUUGUUCCAGAAGAGGCAACAAUAACAACAGCAAUAUCUGUAUCCGCGCCACUUCCAACAGUAAUAGAGGGUGCAAGAUCAGUCACGGGAGUAAAGCGGUCCAAAGAAGCGAAUGGUGGCACUGCUUCUACUGUAGAUACUAAGACUGAACAUGAGACGAAGAGACACGGAGACUCCCGAAAAUCCUCGGAUCAAGAGCAUCAUGACAAGAAGGUGGAGUCACCGCGGCCUAAUUACAAAAGACGAGAGCAUGAGCGUGUGAUUGAUCGUUCAAAACUCAACCUCGAAAUCCCAAGAAAACCUAGUCUCUCGUCUACAUCGUCAAAUUCAACGGUCUCAACGCCAACACUGACCAAUGCUGCCUUCUCACUUCAUCAUUCCCACCAGCAGCCACCAUCAGCCUCAUCAACAUCUUCCAGUUCGUCUUUUGUACACAAAGGGAAGAGACAUCGUAGUAAUUCUCCUUCUAUUUCUGAGGUGUCGACAGCAAGUCGUGGAGGAGGAGGCAGAUUAGGUGCAGGUUCUUACGGACUCUCUGGGUUUUAUCAAGACUCCGUAUCUUCAUCCAAUAAAUAUCCGCGGGCGGAUUACAUAGGAUCGCACAGUCGGAAUUUUAGCAAUGGCAACAGUGGCGGUAGCAAUGGGUAUAGUAAUCUACCAGAGAAACCUCACACCAGACACCAUCAUCACCUGCCUUCGUCAUCUUCAUCAGGCCCACGAGGAAUUGGGGGAGAUGGAUAUCAUGGUGAUGAUGGAUAUUAUAGAGGAAAAGGUAGUGGUGGGAGUCUAUUUUCGUCUAUGGCCAGUAGCGGAGGCGGUCCCUAUCGGCACAAUGGGCCUCUCGGUUAUCAGCCUCCUCCUACAAGAAUUGGAUUCAGUAGUGGUGGCAGCGGUGGCAACAACGGUCCUGGCAGUAGUAAUGGUGGUCGCAGUAGUUAUCAUGGAGGCAGUGGCGAUGGGAUGCCAUUCUCUAAGCUUGCCCCACCUUCUGGCCGCUCGACACCUUUCAACAGAAGUAUGAUGUCAAUGCCACAUCCUAGAGGCAUGAUCCCAGGAGGUCGGACUGCGGGAUUCAACCAUGGUGGUGGGGGUGGUGACAUCAGAAAUGGAGGACCAUCGGAUAGGCCUAUGUCAUCGGGAAGGUCCGGGGAUUGGUCUCGUCGGAGGAGCCGUGUCUAACAUGUUUGAAUAUCAAAGAGUACAGGAAUAAUUUCUUGAUAGCAGUUCCUUCUUUCUUCUUUUAUUUUAUCUUUUAUUUAAUGACAGCACUACCCAUUCCCUUUGUAAAUACUAUCUUCCCCAUUUCAUACACUUAAGUCAUAUUAUCUAAUUUCACAUUCAGGACAAACUAUCUAAUGAACCUAUC